AUGUUAGAAUUAAUGAUGCUAAAUGAUGAAAAGCAAUGUGCAGAACACAUUAUGCUGGUUGAUUUGGGCCGAAAUGAUGUUGGAAAGAUCACAUCGGAGUUGCUCGAUGAUUUAACCUGCUGGGAUACACUGCAAGCUACAUUACUAGUUGGAACAGUGAAGGCCAUGGAGCUAAUUGAUCGAUUUGAAGUAACAAGACGAGGGCCUUAUAGUGGAGGCUUUGGAGAAAUUUCGUUUAUGGGAGAUAUGAAAAUCGCACUGGCACUCAGGACAAUGAUAUUCUGUACUGGAGCCCAUUAUAACACAAUAUAUUCUUACAAAGAUGCCAACAAGCGGCAAGAAUGGAUUGCUCAUAUUCAGGCCGGAGCUGGAAUUGUAGCAGAUAGUGAUCCCCAUGAGGAGCAGAUUGAGUGUCAAAGAAAAGCUACUGGGCUUGUUUGCGCCAUUGAGCUGGCUGAAUCAACAUUCGUAAACGUACAUCCAGCAAAGAUUCACAAUGCAUUGUGUUAA
Fraxinus pennsylvanica is the source of this 510-nucleotide messenger RNA. NCBI's taxonomy places the organism in Eukaryota, Viridiplantae, Streptophyta, Magnoliopsida, Lamiales, Oleaceae. The record is from the annotation of a GenBank genome assembly.